Periophthalmus magnuspinnatus is the source of this 6654-nucleotide messenger RNA. It is a transcript of the gene map2k5, whose product is annotated as mitogen-activated protein kinase kinase 5. The coding region runs from base 301 to 1608 and encodes 435 amino acids. The transcript has 22 exons. The record is from RefSeq and is a predicted model, not a curated record. Gene Ontology annotation, molecular function: protein binding; ATP binding; protein kinase activity. Gene Ontology annotation, biological process: protein phosphorylation. Lineage: Eukaryota; Metazoa; Chordata; Actinopteri; Gobiiformes; Gobiidae.
UGCGGCUGAGAGGAAGCACUUGUUGUUAGCUUCAGGGCUAGCUCUCACCCACAAACAGCCCACUAAUGCGCUUUGACAACUCCAAACCUCACCUCGCGCCACGGUUGAGUAAUCCCCGCAGUCUAUUCUUACCCAUGAUAUGCUUUCGUUUCUCAUCGUAACUUAGAUGUAGUAUGUGGAGGCAACAAGACGCUAGCAUGUGGAGCCAACAACAUAACAGGAAAUUAGCCCGUUAGCCCAGUCUGUCAUUUACAAUAGUUGACAUUUUACGUGUUAUCUUUGUAAUAAGGCACUAAAACGAUGGACACGGAGGGGAUCGUUAUACGGAUAAAGACUCCGUCGGGAGACAUGGACUCGCCUGUGGACUAUCCAUUCCUGCUAAACUUCAAUGACUUGCUGGUUGCUAUCAGAGAUGUGAUGCCUGAAGCCACUGUCACGGCGUUUGAGUAUGAAGAUGAAGUUGGUGACAGGAUCACUGUGAGAAGUGACGAAGAACUGAAAGCCAUGCUGUCCUAUUACUGCAACACCAUGACUGAACAGAGGAUAAACGGCCUGCUGCCAGACCCUCUGCAGAUAUUUCCACGAGCCGGCAAGACUCCAGGGAUCCGGAACAUACAUGGCCUGAAGGUUAAUACACGGACCAGUCCAUCCAAUGACUGCACGAUCGCUGUCCCCAACUCCACAGCCAACAACAGCUUAAAGAAAUCAUCUGCUGAACUGAAGAGAAUCCUCUCAAACGGACAGAUAAACGCUCAGGACAUCCAGUACCAGGAGCAGCUGGGACAUGGCAACGGAGGCACUGUUUACAAAGCAUAUCAUCUAUCGUACAAGCGGGUUUUAGCUGUCAAAGUCAUUCCAUUGGAUAUCACAGUGGAAUUACAGAAGCAGAUCAUGUCUGAGUUAGAAAUUCUCUAUAAGUGUGAUUCACCAUACAUCAUCACCUUCUUUGGGGCCUUCUUUGUGGAGAACAGGAUAUCUAUCUGCACAGAGUUUAUGGACGGAGGGUCACUGGAUAAGUACAAGAGGAUACCUGAACAUGUUUUGGGAAGAAUUGCUGUGGCGGUAGUCAAAGGUCUGACGUAUCUGUGGACCCUAAAGAUACUUCACAGAGAUGUCAAGCCGUCCAAUAUGCUGGUGAACACCCGAGGACAAGUCAAGCUCUGUGACUUUGGCGUCAGCACACAGUUGGUGAAUUCUAUAGCCAAAACCUAUGUUGGAACCAAUGCGUACAUGGCUCCUGAGAGGAUAUCAGGGGAGCAAUACGGCAUCCACGCAGAUGUGUGGAGUGUGGGCAUCUCUUUUAUGGAGCUGGCACUAGGCAUGUUUCCAUACCCACAGAUUCAGAAGAAUCAAGGAUCUUUAAUGCCUUUCCAGUUACUCCAAUGCAUCGUUGAUGAGGACCCUCCUGUUCUCCCUGCGGGCCAGUUUAGUGACACGUUUGUUCACUUUGUUACUCAGUGUAUGAGACGCCAACCCAAAGAGCGGCCUGCCCCCAAUAACCUCAUGGAGCAUCCAUUCAUAGUCCAGUACAAUGACGGCAACUCAGAGGUGGUCUCCCUAUGGGUGAGGUGCUGUCUGGAGGAGCGCAGGCAGCAGUGCCAGACCUAGGUCUGAAGUCCGAGAACCAGACCUGGACUAGGACCAGGGCUAGGACCAGGACACAGAGGCUGAACCAGGACUGAGAGGACCAGAGCACCACAUGUUGAACAGCCUGGAUAAACAAGUCUAUGUCAUUGUAUAGACUAUGUUCACAUAACAUCACAACAUUGUAGAAUCCCUAUAGUUUAAACUAAGAUGGAGACAGGUCAGAAAUUUGUGGUGGAGUUUGUUGUGUAACUGUCAGAUUGCAGAUGUGUUGACUUGGUUUAUGUUUAAUAUCUCUGUAAUUACUGGGCCUUUCCACAUGAAACAAGACUGGCACAAAGUUCAAAGUCUUCUCUGUCAGUAAAAGCAAACUAAAGUCAAAUUAUGUUUUGACAGUAGCUUCAGAAAAUGGUGCCAUUAUUCAGCCUCAAAGACCUGAAUGUUGGAGUUGAAAGGACUUCACAAGAUCAAUCUGGGAAGUUUGUGGAGCCACACUUAACAAAUCAUGAUAAGGUUCAACAUAUGUUACAUUAUAAAUGUGGAUAUUUCUUUCAAAAACAGUGAUUCUCCCAUAGAGUUAUAUAGCCCCCUGCCCUCCAUUUGAAACUAUGAUUUUUAGAAUGUGAACACAACCUAUUCUACAGAGGAAGUUGUUUUGUUUGUUAGAACUGGCAGAGUAAUCUAUAAUUUCAGAGUAAUACCUAUAAUUUGAACAUGUUAACCAUGCAUCUGAGAACACAGCUGGAUAUUUGUUAAAGAGCUCAAUGUUAUGCUAUUUUCUGAUCUGUUAUAAUUUUGUUAAUGUUUUCUCAUCAAAAACAUACCUGGAGUUGUGUUUUGAUUCAUUCACACAUGUUUAACCCACAAAUCAUGCAUACUGAAGCUGAGGUCUUCUCUCAAACAGAGAACACUCCACUUUGUAAUGUCAUUAAGUAGCAAUACAGGAAGUGCUCCACUGUGUUUUUAAACUCCAUACACCUUCACUAUAAUGAUGUGAAUGAUUUCAGCCCUUGAAUUGCCAAUCAAGCUGUUAACUUCAAAACGACCACUUAAUAACAGCACAAGGUGGAACAGAGAAUUUUGAUCUUUGGAGAUGUAGACAGACUAAUAAAAAGGAUUAACCUAAUGUGUAAAUGAAACAAAACACAACUCCAGGUAUGUUUUUGAUGAGGUAACAACAUUAUAACAUGGCUCACAGUUUACAAGUGUCUCUUUUACGCAAUAUAGGACCUUUAAAGAAAUCCUCCAUAAAUAUUAAACAACAUUCAAACCAGAACCAGCAAACGGUCAGUGCCACACUGCUCACAUUUUGAAAGCUAGUCUACAAAAGUCUAACCCAAGCUCCUUGAAUAUGAUUGGCCCUGGGAAGAAUGACCCAUUUCAAAUUGCACUUCUUUGGUUUUCAAUAUCGUCUCUCAAUGGAACUGCCUGACACAAUGAGAGUCUGGAACCUGGUUCUCACAAGGAACCAUAGGAACUGCAUAGGAGAGGGGGACACUGGGAGGGCACGUGGAUUAUCUGUCCUUAUUGCAUGUACAGGGGGUUUGACUGUGAUUUUCAAACACGUUUUUGUCCCAUUAUAUUUUACAGUCUUGAUGGCACUCAUCAGUUUAUUCAGUUAUUUUAAAAAGGGUUCAAGAAACUCUCUUUCUUAAAACCUUUUUCUGGUAAUUUUUUGUGAAUGAGAUGUAAAGGGCAGUUGAUUUCUCAUUGCUUUCUGGAGUGGGUGGAGUUUGCAGAAUUCUUCCGCCCACAACCACAUUUCAAAUAGAGCUGCUAAACUGGGCAGUACCUAGAGGACUUGAGGGAAGACUGAGGGAAGUGUGAGGGGAGAGUGAGGGGAGAGAGAGGGGAUAAGGGCAGUGCGACUGGACUAACAAGUAUUCACACUUCAAAUUCUGACCCUGCAGCCAGGUGUUUGUAAAUAGAAACGGAGAGCUGCAAAUUUACCUAGUUUGCACACAAAAAAAAAAUACCAGGAGUAGUAGAUAAUGCUAUUAAACCACAUUAUAACCAGUUUAGUAGUGAUUUUUUUGUGUGUUUGGUUCCACUUCCACUUUUGGAUCCACUUAGAGUGCUUAGAGUGCACCGUAGAGUGCUUCUUUCAUAUUGUCUAAUGUUUUGGGAUGAGAAGCUGUUUGAUGUGAUCCUGUGUGCCUGUUGUACUGUUUACCUUAGCUCACAUGCAGACAGGACCAGCCUGUACCUGUCCUAUCUGUGACUGUGGAUUGUGGAGCUGUGAAGGGUUAGUGAAGCCUUUGGAGAUGACCACGCAGGAGAUGGCAGCUCCCUCCUUGGCCAAUCCAGUGUCAGACAGAUGUUGUGGCUGUUAGGAGCUUUUCAUGCACUGCUGGAAUGAACUGUGGAGUGCCCAAGUGCAAUUAUGUGUAUAUAAGAAGAGACAAGAGACCUACUACAGGAACAGAGACCUGCUCUGCCAAAUGCUACCUUAAUGUCAAAAUUUCCUCUUUAUUUCAUUGUGUUUUCACUGUAAAGGGCCCAUAUUACUCUUUUUUCUGAUCUAUGUUAUAAUGUUGUUUCCUCAUCACAGACAUACCUGGAGCUGAGUUUUCUUUCGAUCACGUUUAACACAAACCCUGCAUAUUUAAGCAGUGUUCUUCUCUCAAAUGGAAAACACUCUGUUCCACUUUGUGAUGUCAUGCAGUAAUACAGGAAGUGCUCCACUGUUGUUUUAAAUCCCACACACUUUCAGUUCAAUCAUUUGGACAAUUUCAGCCCUGGACUUGCCAAUUUCUGCAGAACAAAAGGUAAAAGGUAGCUGUUACCUUGGACAUUAUCACUUCAUGACAUCACAAUGUGGAAGAGAGCAUUUUCAGCUUUGUGGAUGUAUACAGACUAAUAAUAAAGGGUUACUCCAGCAUGUGUGAAAGAAACAAAACACAACUUCAGGUAUGAUUUUGACGAGCUAACGACAUUAUAACUAUAUAUUGUCAUGGUAUCCAAAAGGAAUUGUGUUGCAACAAUAAAAAGGAAUUAGCAAAAUACCAAAUAUAUUUUAGCAAACAGACCUAUUUCAAAUGACAUCAAUAAUGCAGGUGGGCGAUAUAUCGGUUCCAAAUUUAGUAUUGUGAGAUUGGAAGCUUUUCUCAGAUGAGUAUUGGUCCAAUAUUAUUUAUGCCUGGAGAACCGACCCAACUCAAAAUGAACAAAAAAAACAACAAAAAAAACGUCAAAUUUAACUUCAGAAGCCCAGAGUGCCACUUCUGGCCCCUGCAUAGAGACGCAUAGUGGAUGAAUAUUAAACUAAAAUGAGCCAGAGUGGUAGUGACAAGAUGGCUGACCACAUGCUUUUGUUGAGCUGGAAAACUACCUAAACAAAAUCAUCUUCUCAGCAAACCAUCAGUUGGUAAAAUUGUAGGGUUUUUUGUUCAUCUUUUUAGUAAUAGCUUACAGAAUGUCUAGAAGUACUUUUUAUAUUCUUUUUGGAUAAAUUAUAUUCUUUAAGGGUCAAAUUUGUCCAUGUUCCUAAAUUAGGAAAUAAAGGGUUAAAAUUGGAAAGUGGAUAUUUCAGUGUUCAGUGAACUUAUACCAGUAAUUUAAUGCAUUUUUUAGAAUUUUUGAAAGAAGAAAAGGGUUCUUGGGUUCUCCAGGGUUAAAAUGCCCUUAUUUGGCACAGAUUUAUUUCUAAGGUGUUCCAAUCUGUGUCUAUGUGUUAUUCCCAGUUUGCCCUCAGUGCAUCAGGCUUGUGUUUAAAACAGAUUAAGAGCUACAAUGGAAACAGAAGAGCUAAAUACAUAUGUCUGUAUGCUUACAGAGUCAUGCAACUAAUGAUUUAUUUUACCCACUGUUGUUGUCAUUUUUAUACAAGUGAAAAAUGUAUUUGUGAACUUCACUAUCAAAAUGGGGCCUUAGAUUAUCAAAUAUUCAUAUCAAAAUUGGCACAUAUCGUACAAGUAUCAUACUAACCAUAUCGAAAUAUUUUUGUUUUCAGUUUUUCUUUCUGAUUAGAACAGACUUAAACAACUCACAUGACUAAUUUUGAAUGGUUGUGGUUUUAAACUUUAUUUACACUGUGGUCAUAGUAAAACAUUUAAGCCUUAGUUUACUCACCUCACAGAAUGUGCAGCGUCAUCUCCUGUUGGACCUACAAGUGCAGUCUGUGGGAGGGAACCAUUCUUACAACUGUUACAGAUCGCCUGCUUUCUAUUAAAGGAACUGUAUGUAGCGUAGAUCUUACAGUUUUAAUAUAACAAUAUUUAAUCACGACUGAACCUGUGUUGCCAGAGCCUUAUACUGCAGAUAGAGGACACAUACAAGUUUUUCUCAUUCACAGUACAUGGACAGGCUUCAUGUGAAAGCCCAGAGCCUCCAGAAUUCAUUCACUGAGCUCCAGAGGCUGCACUAGCACUGAUUCAUGAUUGGCUGCAGAUGCUGGGGUUUAGGUAGGACCGUUCAGAUCAGAGAGAGCCCAUUUAGGUUUAAACCAGCUAGAUUUCAGAAUUGAAACUGGCAACCCAAAUGUGAGACUCAUGUGAGGCUUAUUCUGCUUUCUGAUUGGAUUGUCUUGAGAACCAAAACACCUAAUUAUAGCUACUUGAUCAUCAUGUCCAAUGCGUUUAUAACUAAAAAUAAAUCAGCAUUAGAGUUGUUAUCAGUCAAUCAUGUUUACCUUGUAUCUGGGGACACAGAUAGGUCAUGUGAUGUAAUUUGACCUCUGCACUGAUUUUGACCCAAUUAGACCACGUGAUCCGAAUCCUCUUUUUUAUGGCCAUUUUGGAACACAGCCCAACUCAGUAUUUGAGUUGUAAUCUCUCUUGUGACUGCAGUUUCUGCCUGGCCAAAUGAGGCAGAGUGAGACUGAAGUAAAGCAGUGACCAGGUGGUGUGCGUUGUGUCAAAUAUAGGAAGCUCAGCCUACAGGCCAGUGACUCCUGAACAAUGCGCGACAAAUGAUGGUUUGUGCUUUGUGUUAUGUUAUUAUUGAAAUGGCUCAUAUUUAUUAUUUGGCUAUGAUGUUUUAUGAUGUGUUUGUUACUCUGUAUAAUUUUGCCUUUGUUGUACGCUGGUACAUAUCCAACCAGAAUGCACAAUAAACUUAUGUAAGCAGCCU